This is a messenger RNA of Bursaphelenchus okinawaensis, 3668 nucleotides long. NCBI's taxonomy places the organism in Eukaryota, Metazoa, Nematoda, Chromadorea, Rhabditida, Aphelenchoididae. The record is from the annotation of a GenBank genome assembly.
AUGACUGUUGGAGUGGUAUCACAGCAACGUGUUGAUGACUUUGGCAACAGCCUUACUAAUGAAGAAGGUGAGUACUUUUAGAUAAAAAAGGGAAUUUUAAGUAGAUUUGGGGCUUUUUGUAGAAAUGCUUGUUUUAGGUAACAAAUUUUAAAAAUUUUAACAUUUAGGUAACAAAUUUUUCAAAUCCGGAAAUUUAGGUAACAAAAAUUAAAAUUUAAAUAUUUGUGGUUAUAAAAAGGAUAUUUCUUACUUUAUUAACUAAUAUUUUAUGUUUAGGUGGCAUUUUUUCAAAUUUCGAAAUUUUAGGUUACAUUUUUUAAAAUUAAAAAAUUUUAGGUAAUAACUUAAACUUUUUUCAAAAAAAUUUUUGGAAGACACUUUAUAUCAGCAAGGUUCAGACAUUAAAUAUUAAUUGACGUACAUAACCACACAUCAAUAAUUAUCUAUCGAGUUAUCGCCCAAUAAUUACAAACUUUUUUCGCUUUUUCUCAAGUUUUCCCCAAAUUAUCGUUGGUUUAAUUGCUUUCUAAUGAUGUAAACCGUGUUAUCACGCUUGUUUUGGCAUGUUAUCUGUAAAUUUGGGCAAUAAUUUGAUGUUUGAAAGAGUUGACAACAUCAAUUUUUUGUUUUUCGUUUGAGAGUUGAGGAAAAAUAGCGAAAAAAAUCAAAAUUUAGGUAAUAUUUUAGGAAAAUUUUGUUUUUUGAAGUUUUUUUAUUAAUAGGGCUAGGGCAGUAGAAUCAUAAGUAAAAUGGCAGUGGUUAACUAUAUUUUUCAAGAAAUUUAAACAAGUUUUAAUAUUUUAGUUGCUUGCACCGUGCAAAGCUUAAUUACUCCACGGUGCAGUCACUAAAACUCAAUUUUAAAAAUAUUUUUUGAUUUUUAAAACUUUUUGACUCUAUCAAAAACUAAAAGGUUGCGCUCAAUUUGAACUUGUUUUAUACCUAAAAUGAAACUUUGAGUUCUAGGUAAUCAAAGGUUAAAAAACAAGUGAUAAGAGUUUGGUGAUAAAAAAUGAUUUGUUUACAGUUUUCUCAUUCAACCGCUUAAAAGUGUAUGUUUGGUUUAAUUUUCGAGUUGGGUUCGUCUGGAGUACUGUAUUUUUUGUUCGCACGGUGCUAGUUGUUUGGUAAUUGCACCGUGCAGGCAAUUUUAAGUUUUUAAAAUUUUGUUAAUUAAAUUGGCAUAAAUUUAAGAAAGUUGAAAUUGCAUAGGUUGUACAUGUAAUCGAGCGUCUAGGUUGCGAGUUUUAUAGUUUCAAAAGUUUUCGGGCGUCUUGCACGAUGAAAUUUAUAAAACUAGACUGCACUGUGCAGUAAAUUUUAAAUCUUAUAAAAUCACUCCAUGUUUAUUUAAGUAUGUUGUUAGAAAUGAAGUAUCAUUUAAUAAAAAUCGUUUUUUCAGAGCAACGCUUUGAUUCCUUGCUCGAAAUGGCACUACAGCAUAAUACUGUAGAGGAGUUCAAAACCAUCAUGUAUCAUGUAAGUUAUGUUAUAUUUUUUGCAACAAAAAUUAUUUUCUAGGUUCAGGGCAAGUCAAACUUAUUUAUAAAAUCUUUUUUCAUUUACUUUCAAACUUCAUCUUAAAAAUCCUCAAGAUUCUUUAAAAAUCACCUAAAACAAUAUAAUUUUAGAUGCAAGCUGUUCGUCGCCGCAUCGUAGCUUCAAUAUUGGCUUCGGAACCGGUGCAACGUGAAUGGGUAGACUUGUUAAGACACACAUAUAACGUUUUGAACGACAAUAACACAAACAACUUUCAACGGGAAAUGAUCGCAACCACGGGCAACUUUAGUGUUAAUGUUAAGGACGAGAUUAUUGGCUUGCAGGUGAGCGUUUUGAUUUUUUCUUUGGUUUUUAGGUAAAAUACGGUCAGAAGAAUGACAGAGCUAAAUUUUAUGGAUUUUUGGACGUUAUACUUGGUUUACAGACAUGAAAAAUGACUUUUUAGUCUAAUUUGACCUUAUUUUAGGUGUAAACCGUGAUAAAAAUUAAUUUUUAUUAACUUUUGCAGCAAAUUUUAGAGCUAAAUCUUAGUAAAAGUAUUUUUCUAUAAAUUUGUUGACCUAACCAAAGAUAAUCCUUAUUAACAAUGCCAAAUUUGUCUUCAGAAAGACCUGCAAUACUUGGAAUCCCUGCUCCGACUCCAAUCUCAAGGUAUCAAAGUAGCGCUGAAUCAAGUCGAUCUACUCUCGAUCCUCCGACCAUAUCAUCCACUAUCACCCGACCAGUUCAAAGAAGAGUGCAAUAAUUGUUUGGCCUUCCUAAAACGCUUCGUAGUACCGGUACCAGACUCGAAUGGAACCCUAGUCAAGCCGAUCAUGAUCACCGAUUGGGACGGUACUAUGAAGGAUUACUGUAGUCAAUACGCCACGAAUUUGCAGCCGAUUUAUAGUGCCUUAGGGCUGCACCGGUUUGCUCAGGAUUGGACUAGACUAACCGCCGUAUUGACAGCCGGGCCAUUGAGAGGACCUGGCAUUCUGGAUCUGACUGCUUUGCCAAUCGAUGGUAACGUCGUGUUCAGUGGAAGUUGGGGAAGAGAGUGGUGGUUGCAUGGAAAGAGGGUUGUACAUGACGAUGGAAUACCGUCGGAGGGAAGAGAUGCAUUGGAGAGGGUCAAUGAUGAGGUAGGAGAAUAAUGUUGGUACCUUAAUAUGGCAGAUAAUAGGUUUUUAAACUUCGCGGUCAAUUUGUCUCGACCUUUUUAUUAUAAUACGCAUUUUAAUGACAAAAUUAAUGUAUUCCAAAUCAAAAUUAUAAUAAUGUUAUUCAAAAUUUACAAGAAAAAAGAUAUUUUCAGAUGAAAACCCUGUUGACAUCAGGUGAAUACUCUCAAUUUGGUCUGGUUGGCAGUGGAGUUCAACGUAAAGUUGAUCGACUGACUUUGGGCGUUCAAACAGUUUGUAGACAUGUACAACCUGAACUAUCAAACAGAUAUCAAGACGAAAUCAAGGAGAGAAUGUGCAGAGUCGACCCGGAACAUAGGGUAAGUAUAAUAUGAUGAAAAGGGGUAUCAACGACAAAAAUGUCUACUAUAUUAGCUACUACAAUAUCGGAAAUUGAUCAGAAUAAGCAGUUUCUCAACAAUAUGAACAUAAUUUCUAUCAAAACAUACAGAAAAUGCCAUGGGACCAGGGACGUCGCUACGGUUUUUCUCUGGGGGGGUGGGGAGGUCGAAAAAUUUUUUUUGGUCCACAGGUAGCUGCUACCUGUGGACCGAUUUUUCAAAAAAAUUUUUUUUUCGUUUUUCCGCGUACAGGUACCUGUGGAUUUUUUUUCGGAUCGGCUCUGGGGGGGGGGAAUCACCCCCGAACCCCCCCAAACGACGUCCCUGCAUGGGACAUCUCUGUGUACUAUAACAUCGAAAAAGUUAUUACAAUUUCCAUGUAAUAUAGCCAUCACACGAUUCGAUAUUAAUACCUACUACAACAUCAGUAGAACAGAAUCCUAACCCCACCCCUCAUUUCAGACCCUCCACUUUGACCCCUCGACCGAACUCGAGGUGGAAAUCGUGGUACACAACGAUGGUACCGUGUGGAACAAAGCCAACGGAGUGGAACGACUGAUAAAAACCGUCGACGAGUCACUGUCGACCGGUCGAGUGCUAAUUUGUGGCGACACUUCAAGUGACCUGCCAAUGGUACAACAUGCAAUACAAUCCAAUCCUCAAGUAA